AGAAAAUGCGCAUGCGCGCUGCAGGGCUGUAUUUUUGAAGGAAGCGGUGUAUCUGUGGUCGCUGGACGAGUUUCCUUCGUGAAGCAGCGAAAUUCUGCAGCUGUUUUUAUAUUGUCUGGAUGGAUUAUUGAUGAGAACGAACAACUGGCGGCACAAGCUAAACGUCUGCGAUAUAAUCCCUUUCGCAACUACAGGUGCUCGGGACUGUGUUGAGUCAACAUUUCCCAAUGCGAAGGAAGAGUGACCUCCUGUCGCAUAGCAGCUUUCGCUGCUGUUUCUGCUGUCAUGUCCGUACGGGAACAGUUAUUCUCGGCAUCUGGCACUUGAUAUUGCAUGUUCUUGCACUGGCCAUACUGGUCAGCAUGCUCUUGCGGCCAGAGCUGUUCCACAAGCUUUACGGAAACAAUGCCAGUGGUGGGACCAGCGUUGCUACGAAAACGUCGGAUGACUUUUCCAGCAGCAUUUCCGUCCGGUUCCAUCCAGGAGUUUAUAACCAUGAGUUACCAGACAUUAGCCCGGGGGCCAGCUUGAGCAAUAUUCGAGACCAGGACGUUCAUGUGGCUCUCGCAAUUACCUUCUGCACUGGCAUCAUCACACUUCUACUCUUAUAUGGGGCUAUUUGGGGUCAUGCCAACUACCUGAUGCCGUUCUUCUGCUUGCAAGUGUUUGACUUCAUCCUGUCCACACUAACGGUUGUGGGCUAUUUCUCCUACCUACCCGACGUACGACGGCUGGUGGAAAACUCGCGUGAUCUGCCUCUGCAGAGGGAGCUCCUGCGGCUCGACCCCCAGUGGCUUUGCACAGUGGUCAUGCUUGGUUUCCUCACUUGCAUGCUGCUCAAGGCCUAUGUGAUGGGCAUGGUGUGGUCCUGCUACAGAUACCUCAAGAUCCGCCAGGAGGAUGCUGUGAUGGAUCUAGAAUCUGACUCUGAGGAACUGCCUUUUACACAGGCUCUGCUUCCACCAGACUAUGAGACAGCAACAAAGAUGCCAGCCUACCUCCCAGUGUAUGCUCCCCCACCUUAUGCCCCCACUGCUCACCCCAUCUGAACCUGCUCCAAGGCCUGGCCUCCACAGUCACUACGCUUACAGCAGUAGGGUGCACAAAGAGUCUGCACACAUACUCCGUCAAUCACGUCCAAGGAGCAAGUUGACCAAUCUCUGUCACAUCCGCUCUCGAUUUCCCUUCGCAUUAUUAGAUUUUUUUUCUGCUCAGUCGACCGUUGUCUUUAUGUGUCUAUGCUGCCGUAGUAGCAAUUUUUGGUACAACCACUUUCAUGCCAUGCUUUGGAAGCAAACAGAGCUAUGUCUGUAGCCCAGUGCGGUUGUUACAAAUCGUUAUUUGUACUCUGCUGCUGGUGUGUCCCCAGUGUUUUGUUCAGUUUUUGUUUGUACGGACGCAUUUAAAUGGAUACACACACACAUCUGCUACCUGCUUUCCCUAAAAUAAUCGAAAGCUGACCCUAAGCGUUCCACAGCAAGAUCGUGAAGCUCCUGCUAACAUGUACGCCGUUUUCCUCUUCCGCGCUUUGCGUUGCUUUUUGGCCAGCAUUAUUCAUUCCUCACUUUUCAGGUGCUUUACCAUUUUCUUCUUUUUUUAUUUUAUACGAGGCUAGUGCAUAUGUUUUCUUUGGGACAUUUUUUUAGUCACAUUGCAAGCAGUAUUAGAGCAAACAUCAAAAUCUGCAUGAACGUUGAAUGAAUAGUACUGUAGUUACAGCGAUGCGUUGUUUCAUUAACUAGUGUUAGCUGUUUAAGCAGGCUAUAAUUAGAGCCUUGUGUUUUAGGGUUAAAGUUAAACCCAUUCUUACCCCCAGAUUUGCAUCAUGCUCACCAGGGGUAAGACUUAAAAUAACAAAAACAGAAGAAAAAUAACUGAAAACUAACUCUGCAAAGUGCAAAUUCAGUCACCAGUACAGGGCACUGCAGAACAUUAAGCACAGCUGCUAGGCAUCUUGUGGUGAUCAGAAAUGCGAGGAUUGCCCACUGUCGAGAGAUUUUACAGCUCCAUGAACAAAUCCAGGUUUUUGCCCCUCCGCUGAUUUUCAAAAAAGCAUAAAACCCUGAAAUACGAGGGUCUAGUUACGAUCCAGUCAAGCUGUGUUUCAUGAUGUAGAUUUUGUUUUAUGAAACUAUGUAAAUACAUGAGCUAGUCACUCUGGAUUUGUGGAUCGUUGUGUUAUUACCUGUGAAGCGAUGUGUCAUCUCUCAAAUGAUCAUGUGGGAACUUAAGGCUUGGCUUGCUGGUGGUUACUUGCAAUUCUUACCCGGUGCGUCCGAGCAAAUGCCGAGGGUUGGUGUCUCUAGUAGUGACAGCCUUUGUACAUAGCGUUAGGCACCACUUUGUGGUACGGGAAAGCUCCCUGGAGAUAAAAUUUUGAACAAAGUUCUCUAUUUGAUGUCAUGUGAUUCGUAUGUGCACAUUGUUGUGAUACACAGUACACGUGUAUUGUGAAUAAACGGAAAGCACAUCCCCA
Molecule: messenger RNA, 2476 nt
Organism: Ornithodoros turicata
Lineage: Eukaryota; Metazoa; Arthropoda; Arachnida; Ixodida; Argasidae
Product: lysosomal-associated transmembrane protein 4A-like
Exons: 8
Coding region: 228-1049 (273 amino acids)
Cellular component (GO): lysosomal membrane
Source: RefSeq, a predicted model, not a curated record